GAUCAAGAGCGGGAGAAAAUAUACUAACACAUUCACAAAAUAGUUUGUUUUUAUUAUGCUCCGGCCGAAGCCUGCAAAAUGUCUGCUCUGUUCAUUCAGAGCAGCUCAGAACCCGCCGAUCCAAAAAUGGCCCAGCAGAUCCAUGUCUAUGAGAUCUAGACUACCCAGUCGACCAAAUCGCAUGAGUCUGGCGGGCGCAGGAAAAGUUAGCUCGUCGCCAACAAAAGAGGGACCUACAAGAAGAAAGCAAGAUGGACCUUUUGGGGGAAUGAAUCUGCGAGAGGCGAAAAUUCGUGGAGUUCCAGAACGACCAUCAGCGGCACAAGAACGUCGAUCAUCGAGGCUCGAUCGCGGAGAUAAAGAUGACAAGAAGGGCAGAGGGUUUCAUGCAUUGAAGAUGCAAAGGGCUCUUUCGCCAGUUUCAUACACCAGGAGGUCGGAUAUAAAAGAUAGAAUAAAGGAAGUAGAUAGCUUCGAACAAUUUGCCCUGUUAGACAGUGUGAAGGAAGCAAUCUACAAACAGGCUCUUCCAGAAAUUGAAAGCCAUGUUCCGACACCGGUACAAAGGAUUGCCGUACCAGCCUUGCUUGGGAAUCAACAGAAGAAGGGAAAGCAGAGUGAGAGUGAGCAGUAUUUGAUUGCUGCUGAGACUGGGUCAGGGAAAACAUUAUCAUAUUUAAUACCAACGAUAAAUGCAGUCAAAAUUGCAGAGGCAAAGGAUGCGGAGAUUGAGGCCUAUGAGAAAGAGUUACAAGAAGAGAAACUACGACAAAAUAACUUAACACUGGUCUCACCUCCUUUAUCCAAUAUGCCACAUCCUACAACAGGCAGACCAAGAGCAAUCAUACUUGUGCCCACGUCUGAAUUGGUAACCCAGGUGGGGACACUUGUAAAGGCGUUUGGGCAUACUGUUAAAUUUAAAUCGGCCAUGAUAUCUUCUAAUUUCUCUGGGAAGGUCAUUCGUAACCGUCUUUUCUCUCCAUCUGGAAUUGAUGUACUUGUAUCUACACCUCAUCUCCUCUCGUCUAUUGCCGACUCCGACCCAAACAUUUUAUCUCGCGUCACUCAUCUUGUGAUUGAUGAAGCCGACUCUCUCUUGGAUCGAGGCUUCUCCCCCCUAACAUCAGCAAUCAUCGAUCGCGCCACUCCAUCGCUCGAACAACUCGUUCUCUGCUCUGCAACAAUUCCUCGUUCUCUCGACUCAUUCCUUCGAAAGCGAUUCCCCUCCAUUAAUCGUCUAGUUACACCAAACCUUCACGCUAUUCCUCGACGUGUCCAACUCGGCGUCGUCGAUGUUGAACGUGAUCCAUAUCGUAACAAUAAAAAUCUCGCUUGCGCAGACACUAUCUGGACCAUUGGCAAAGCGGCUGCUGAACACGAUGGGCCCGUCAAAGGAGUAAUGGAUGUCAAGCGCAUCUUAGUAUUCGUUAAUGAGCGCGAGAAAACCCAAGAAGUGGCUGAUUAUCUCAAAUCCAAGGGUAUAGAUGCCAUCGCUCUAUCUCGUGAUACUCCGGAGGAACGUCAGAGUGAGAUGUUGGCGUCUUUCACUUCAUCCGCCAGACUCAGCAUGCCUAAACCAGAAUCUCAUCCUGGAUCUUUAUCAGACAAUCAACCAAAUUAUGUACCAUUUGGAAAGGUCGCUCCUCCAGUUAAGAGACAAUUACCUAACACCAAAGUCUUGGUUACUACGGAUUUGGGCUCGAGAGGUAUCGAUACUGUGGCUGUAAGACAUGUUAUUCUAUAUGAUGUGCCACACUCCACGAUUGAUUUUAUCCAUAGACUGGGUAGAACUGGACGUAUGGGGAAGAGAGGAAGAGGCAUAGUUUUGGUUGGAAAGGGAGAUAGAAGGGAUGUGGUUAAGGAAGUCAGAGAUGGCAUGUUUGAGGGCAAGGCAUUGAUUUAAAAGGAUGUAAUUGUAUAGAUAUGAAUAUAUGCAUAAUGCGUACAGUAUAUGAAGGGGUUUGGAACUGGGUACAUGGAUGUUUGAGAAUCUCCACCUGCAAAAUAUAUGAUCAUGACGUGGGAAAAUCAAUCAAGAGAUAUGUACAUACGGACUUUCACUGUAAGCAUAGAAGACAAAAAAAAAGGAUAUCGGAACACUAGUACGAAUUCUCAACAUACCAAGACUACCUCUUAUAGUAUGGUAUGGUCAUUUGCUCUGUAGUCUUCGCCACUGACUUCUACAUAUCAUCUGACUAUUCCUGUUCGUUCCUGCUUGUAUGUCCCUUUGAUUCUAUGAUACUAGCCUUUACUCCCUCAAUUCACCAGUUAUCCCCAGUACCAUGGAUGUUACCUCAUCGGGAGACCAAAUCCCAAUUAUAGAACAGGGGUAAGAUGUGAUCGGCUAUCAACCGCAUCAAAUCUCAAGUUUGACAUCAGUGAUAGGAGUGGACUUUGAGUGGAGAGGAUUGUAUCUGGGACGAACUCCAAAUAGAACCCUCAUCUCCAAGUAGGGCAAUCGAAUUCUGCCCAAGAACCCGGGCCACAACAUCGAGAAAGACUCUGGCAAGUCGGUGCGAUGUUGUGAAAUUCAUUGAGGCAGCGCUAUUUAUGGCUUGCGGAGAGACUUUGAGUUUCGUCCUGGAGGAGACAUUGGCGUGUUAAGGGGCCAGCUUAACCAAUAUAUGAAGCUUCGAAAAACGCACUGCAAACAUGUCACUCCUCGGGAAUGGUUUGAAGGCUAUACACCAUUUUCAUCCCUUCACGUCUAUCCAUCCUGUGGCCUUUCAAUCCAGAUCGCGAAUUUUUAUUGUUCGACGAGAUAUCGCAGCGAAGAAACAUGAAUGUGGUAGCAAUGAGAGAAAAUGGCGAGAAAGGAACUAACAUACAGAACGUCGAGUGGGUUUCGGACGGAUAAGCUGGACUAGACAUUGAGAGGGUGCUUAUGAAUAAAGAUGAGGUAAUUUUUGCAAUGAUUACAAAACGCCCAGUGGGCUGGUGGGCAUUAAAAGUCGAAGUCUUUUUGGAGAAUCGGCGGGAAACACAAGGCAGCUCAACAACACUAUGUGUUUUCCAGAAAAAAUGUGCGUAUCCGCGCGGGUCUGCGCAGCAUUCCAGUUUUGUGUUUGGAAUGACCUUUUUGUCCCGAAGUCUUUCAAUUGUUGGACGGUGGAAUGAUCCUUAUGAUUACA
Messenger RNA from Botrytis cinerea B05.10, 3131 nucleotides. It is a transcript of the gene Bcmrh4, whose product is annotated as Bcmrh4. The record is from RefSeq and is a predicted model, not a curated record. The transcript has a single exon. Bases 56 to 1903 code for a protein of 615 amino acids. Gene Ontology annotation, molecular function: nucleic acid binding; ATP binding. Lineage: Eukaryota; Fungi; Ascomycota; Leotiomycetes; Helotiales; Sclerotiniaceae.